UUUGCGCGAGGAGGAAAUCAUUUUGAAAGAGUAACCGGAAAUUGAUUUCUCGCCGUUGCCUCGGGACGUUUCUACGUAUGAUACGUUUUACGUCAAUGUAGCGGAUGUACGACAAAAGGGAGCUGUGAGGUAAUGGUCCCUCAACAUGCCUAGUUUUCGGGGACUGACGUGCUAUCUAUGUCCCGGGAUGGAAAUGCCCCCUUCGCCCGAAGCAGCGCUUUAGUUUUGGUUGCAUCGAGCCAACCGAAGCGUUAAAAAAACAAACAGGUAACCGGGGUCUUUAUUUAUUCAAGAGAAGAUGGCGGAGUUCUCACCCGUCCUGCCGAUGCGGGAUGGAGGUGGACGCUUCACCCAGCCCAUCUUCCCGCGGUCCAGGUCCGGUUCCGAGUCCGAAAGCGAACUGUCCCAGAGCCUGGCCCGGACCAAGAUCCGCUCGUACGGGAGCACGGCCAGCGUCACGGCCUCUCUGGGGGAGAAAUACGUCGAGCAUCGGGUUACGGACAGCGAUACUCUGCAAGGGAUUGCUCUGAAAUAUGGUGUAACGAUGGAGCAAAUCAAGAGGGCCAAUAAGCUGUUCAGCAACGACUGCAUCUUCCUGAAGAACAGCCUGAACAUCCCCGUGCUGUCGGAGAAGCGCUACAUCUUUAACGGACUGUCUCUGGAGUCUCCAGAUGGGGACGGGGAGACGGGAUGCCGCGAGGCAGACCCCCCCGGCGUCGUGAUGCAGGAUAUCGAGGAGCCCUCGCCGUCUCCUUCUCCUCCCCCCGAGGACUCCAAACCGCCCCAAACCCAAACCCAACCCCAGCCAGAGGAGCUGUCAGCCAAAGACUUCUUACACAGACUGGACUUGCAAAUCAAACAGUCAAAGCAGGCUGCGCGCAGACUGAAAGAAGAGGAAGAAAGGACCAAUGAGGAGAACUACACGCCACCCGAGACUUCAUACCAGGAGAUCUGAAGACGCAGUCCGCUUACCCGAAGCCCGACUCAGACACACACACACAUACAC
Molecule: messenger RNA, 1006 nt
Organism: Menidia menidia (Atlantic silverside)
Lineage: Eukaryota; Metazoa; Chordata; Actinopteri; Atheriniformes; Atherinopsidae
Source: the annotation of a GenBank genome assembly